AUGGGACCGCAUGAAUCGAAGCGUAACUUGAUCAUCGUGUCGAAUAGACUGCCGUUGUCGAUCAAACGCGUGGAUGGCACGUAUCAAUCGUCGAUUUCGAGUGGCGGGUUGGUCACCGCAUUGUCGGGGCUGACCAAGUCGACCGAAUUCCGAUGGUUUGGCUGGCCCGGUAUCGAGGUCAAGGAUAGCAAGGACAGGGAGGAAGUGUGCAAGAGCUUGGAUGAACACGAUGCGACACCGAUCUUUUUGGAUAGCGGGUUGGCGCACGAACAUUAUAAUAUGUUCUCGAAUCGAAUUUUGUGGCCAAUCCUCCAUUAUCAGUCGGGCGUGGUGUAUGAAGAUGGACCGUGGCAGGCGUAUCGAAGAGUCAAUGAGUUGUUCGCCGAUGCAGUCGCCGACGCAGCAGAGCCCGGAAGCCUGAUUUGGGUGCAUGAUUAUCAUUUGAUGUUGUUGCCGGAAUUUCUCCGCAACCGACUCCAGACGAAGAAUAAACGUUGUGCCAUCGGGUUUUUCCUCCACACGCCAUUCCCAGCUGGUGACUUUUGGCGAACGUUGCCAGUCAAGAAACACUUGAUCGAGGGAUUGUUGUCGAGCGACUUGAUCGGGUUUCACACGGACGAGUACAAGCAGAACUUCAUCGACACCUGUGCCAGUAAUCUCGGAGCACAUACCGAGAUUCCAAACCAGAUCCAGUAUAAAGACCGGUUGAUAUGCGCAGGUAGAUACAUUGUUGGUAUUGACCCGCACAAGUUUGCAGACACAUUGCAGAAACAAGAAGUCCAAGACCGUAUCAAGACCCUUGAAGAGCGGUACAAAGGGAUGAAGGUCAUUGUGGGAGUCGAUCGACUCGACUAUAUCAAAGGCUUGACGCAGAAGCUGAAAGGCUUUGACUCGUUCUUGGAUGACCACCCGGAACUGCGGAACAAGGUUGUUCUCAUCCAGGUCGCGGUCCCAAGUCGUGAAGACGUGAAAGAGUAUCAAGAACUAGAAACAGAACUUAGUACAUUGGCUGGGAAGAUAAACGGCAAGCACGCCACCCCCGAGGGAACACCGUUGUUGUACAUGCAUCGAUCAGUGCCAUUCACAGAGCUGACUGCACUGUAUUCUGUAGCAGAUGCAUGUCUGUUGUCAUCGACGCGGGAUGGCAUGAACCUCGUUUCUUUCGAAUAUGUGGCUUGCCAGGACAAGAAGAAAGGCGUCCUCGUACUCUCAGAGUUCGCGGGGUCAGCAACUUUCAUGAGAGAUGGCAGCAUCCCCUUCCAUCCAGCCAACACGACUGAGAUGUCAGAAGCUCUGUAUGCCGCACUGAACUUGGGCGCGGAAGAGCGUCAGCAAAAGCAUGAGUUCUUGAGAGAGUUUGUGAAUACACAUACCAGUGCGAAGUGGGGUCAAACCUUUAUAGAGAAGCUGGCUCAGCGAUGCGGCCAGCCCAAAGAGCCAUGUUGA
Penicillium subrubescens is the source of this 1446-nucleotide messenger RNA. Its product is annotated as trehalose-6-phosphate synthase. Gene Ontology annotation, biological process: trehalose biosynthetic process; cellular response to heat. The coding region runs from base 1 to 1446 and encodes 481 amino acids. Lineage: Eukaryota; Fungi; Ascomycota; Eurotiomycetes; Eurotiales; Aspergillaceae. The record is from RefSeq and is a predicted model, not a curated record. The transcript is spliced from 5 exons. Gene Ontology annotation, molecular function: catalytic activity. Gene Ontology annotation, cellular component: alpha,alpha-trehalose-phosphate synthase complex (UDP-forming); cytosol.